Molecule: messenger RNA, 926 nt
Organism: Pseudomassariella vexata
Lineage: Eukaryota; Fungi; Ascomycota; Sordariomycetes; Amphisphaeriales; Pseudomassariaceae
Exons: 3
Coding region: 318-926 (202 amino acids)
Source: RefSeq, a predicted model, not a curated record
CACCCUUCACUGGCUAAAGUCAUUGUUUCACGUAUUAAAUUCUACUGGUGGCUGUCUGGAUGUCAUUGACAAAGACUGAGACGUUCGAAGUUAGUUGGGCACAGUGGGAAUCACAACUGAACCUGACCGAAGCUUCAUUGCAUUUGCCGAUAUAGUACCUCGUGCGCUGCGACUUCCGUUUUGUCCCUUCAACUCUGGAAAAGACCUAUUACUAGCAUUCAAGUCUUGACUCCAAACACCCUCCUCUCUGGUAAACCAAAGAGCACCCCUCUGAUACGAAAGAACCUAGAGAUAGAGAGAAAAAACCAGACGGCACAAUGUUGCAUCUAUUGGAUCUCCCCCGUGAGGUCCGCAACGAGAUCUGGCAAUACUACAUCCUCCUCGUCAAUGGCGAAAUCAAACCACUCUUCGAUACCAAUAAGCAACUCCGCGAGGAGCUCCUCCUCGCCGGUGUCACCACCCAAGGGUGCAUAGUGUUCAUCGAGGGCCACGAUUACUGCAGGACCAUCACGGUGCGGAUUCCGACCCGCCGGGAACUCCGAGAGAGCGCCCACCCAUUGCACGGAGUCCAGGAGAUGCCCGUCUCCAUCGCGGACGUGUCGACGCUCCGGGCCGGCGACUUCCUGGAGACCCUGGCCCAGAAGAUCAAAAUGGCGUAUGUGUGUUUCGGUGGGCCAAAUGUUGAUAUUCCCACUAUCGGCAGGGCGUGCGCGGUUAGGCUCAUCGAGACACUGCAAGCGACAAGGCGCGGUAGCCCCUUUUCGGUGUAUUGGUCCUAUGGCGAGGGGGGGUCGUGGGUUGGGAGGAAGAGGUUGAAACCGCGCGAGCAUAGUGUCCAGUACAAGGAAGGAGGUUAUCUCGAUAUCGAGUGGAAUGCCAUACAUAAGCCGGGGUAUCGAAAGGGGUUGAAUACCCAAUGGUGGUAG